Molecule: messenger RNA, 2819 nt
Organism: Arachis duranensis
Lineage: Eukaryota; Viridiplantae; Streptophyta; Magnoliopsida; Fabales; Fabaceae
Product: probable 1-deoxy-D-xylulose-5-phosphate synthase, chloroplastic
Exons: 9
Biological process (GO): terpenoid biosynthetic process; chlorophyll biosynthetic process
Cellular component (GO): chloroplast
Molecular function (GO): 1-deoxy-D-xylulose-5-phosphate synthase activity
Source: RefSeq, a predicted model, not a curated record
UACUUCAAAACACUUCCCUCCUUCUCUCUUUCUCUCUCUAUCAAUUCUCAACCACACACUUUCUUAUAUUAUUAUUAUAUUACAACUUACUAUUACUAUCAGCAUUGUUGUAUUCAAUGCCAUCAUCCAUCCACCAUCACCACCAUCACUCACAAUCUGUUGUUAUUGUUGGUGUUAGUGCCAUCUGAUUGACAUUUCCCAUUUACUCACAAACACUCUCUCUUUCUCUGCUAUAAAAGGGUCUCUCUUUCUUGUACUUCCUCUCCAUUUUCUUGGUACUUCUCUCUGAGUUUCUUCUGUUUUCUACCUACAACUUCAUGGAUCUCUGUGCAUUCUCAUAUUCUGCAUUUGUGAGCCCUGCAACUGCAACUGCUUCUGAUCCUCGGAGAUCAAGUUCUCUUGCUUCUCACUCUCAAUGGGGUCUGGAUCUGCUUAAUCAAUCGCAGCACAGGUUCAACCAGGUGAAGAAAAAAUCAAGUGGGGUAUAUGCAUCCCUAUCAGAGAGGGGAGAGUAUUAUGCUCAAAGACCGCCAACUCCGCUGUUGGACACCAUAAACUAUCCAAUUCAUAUGAAAAACCUCUCUACCAAGGAGCUCAAGCAACUCGCCGAUGAGCUACGUUCUGAUGUAAUUUUCAGUGUUUCAAAAACUGGGGGUCAUCUAGGAUCAAGUCUAGGUGUUGUCGAACUCACUGUUGCGCUCCAUUAUGUCUUCAAUGCCCCUCAAGACAAGAUAUUGUGGGAUGUUGGUCACCAGUCUUACCCACACAAAAUACUCACCGGUCGGAGGGAUAAGAUGCACACCAUGAGGCAGACAAAUGGAUUAUCUGGAUUUACAAAACGCUCCGAAAGUGAAUAUGAUAGUUUUGGCACUGGUCACAGCUCAACAACUAUUUCAGCUGGACUUGGAAUGGCUGUUGGGAGAGAUCUUAAGGGAAGAAAGAAUAAUGUAGUUGCCGUUAUUGGUGAUGGUGCCAUGACAGCAGGGCAAGCUUAUGAAGCCAUGAACAAUGCCGGAUAUCUCGAUUCUGACAUGAUUGUUAUUCUAAACGACAACAAACAGGUCUCUUUACCUACUGCUACACUUGAUGGACCGAUACCACCAGUAGGAGCUUUGAGCAGUGCUCUCAGUAGGUUGCAGUCGAACAGGCCUCUUAGAGAAUUGAGAGAGGUUGCCAAGGGUGUUACUAAAAGCAUUGGAGGCCCUAUGCAUGAAUUGGCUGCAAAAGUUGAUGAAUAUGCUCGUGGCAUGAUUGGUGGUUCCGGAUCAACACUUUUUGAAGAGCUUGGACUCUACUACAUUGGCCCUGUUGAUGGUCAUAACAUAGAUGAUCUUGUUUCCAUUCUCAAUGAAGUUAAAAGUACUAAAACCACUGGUCCUGUUCUGAUCCAUGUUGUCACUGAGAAAGGCCGAGGAUACCCAUAUGCAGAAAAAGCAGCAGACAAGUACCAUGGAGUUGCUAAGUUUGAUCCAAAGACUGGAAAGCAAUUCAAGGCUAAUGCUAGUACCCAGUCUUACACAACAUACUUUGCAGAGGCUUUGAUUGCAGAAGCAGAAGCCGACAAAGACAUUGUUGCAAUCCAUGCUGCAAUGGGAGGUGGCACUGGCAUGAAUCUCUUCCUUCGUCGAUUCCCAUCAAGAUGCUUUGAUGUCGGGAUAGCAGAACAGCAUGCUGUUACAUUUGCUGCAGGUCUAGCUUGUGAAGGUCUCAAGCCUUUCUGUGCAAUUUACUCAUCAUUCAUGCAGAGGGCUUAUGACCAAGUAGUGCAUGAUGUCGACUUGCAGAAGCUGCCUGUAAGAUUUGCAAUGGAUAGAGCUGGAUUAGUUGGUGCAGAUGGCCCUACACAUUGUGGUUCUUUUGAUGUCACUUUUAUGGCAUGUCUUCCUAACAUGGUGGUGAUGGCUCCUUCUGAUGAAGCAGAGCUUUUCCACAUGGUUGCCACUGCAGCAGCCAUUGAUGAUCGCCCUAGUUGUUUCCGAUACCCAAGGGGAAACGGCAUUGGUGUUGAACUACCACUAGGGAAUAAGGGAAUUCCUCUUGAGGUAUAUUAGAAACUUAGAAUGGCCACAUAUUGAAACAUGAAAAUUUUGAUACUUGAAUUGGCCAUUUUCAUGGGUUUAAUGCUGCCAAAUAAAAAACCAAACAUGUCUAUUAUUUUGUAGUUUCUAGGCAUAGUGGAGCAUCAUGGCUUGCGCAUAACUGUUGCUGAUGCACGGUUCUGCAAGCCAUUGGAUCGUUCCCUCAUUCGCAGCCUAGCAAAAUCACACGAAGUUUUGAUCACUGUCGAAGAAGGAUCAAUUGGAGGAUUCGGGUCUCAUGUUGUUCAGUUCAUGGCCCUUGAUGGUCUUCUAGAUGGAAAAUUGAAAUGGAGGCCAAUGGUUCUUCCGGAUCGUUAUAUUGACCACGGAUCGCCUGUUGAUCAAUUGUCUGAAGCUGGCCUUGCUCCAACUCAAAUAGCAGCAACUGUGUUCAACAUACUUGGACAGACAAGGGAGGCACUAGAGGUUAUGUCAUAAAAAGAGAAAUAUCAAGAGGGGUUAAAUUUUCACUCCCCACAAUAUACACAUGUUAACGAUAUAAAUCACUUUGUGUAACACAAACAAGGUAAUAUUAGAAUGUGAAUUAAUCACUUUGUGUAACACAAACAAGGUAAUAUUAGAAUGUGAAUUAUGUAAAUGUUAGUAACAAUGUAGUUUAUCGAAUAGUAGUAUCAGCUAGUUGCAACUUGCAUGGAAGAAAUAAUGUUAAUUUUUCAAUGCUAUUUGCUGAGGAAGUUGGUUCAUGAAAUGGCCAAAUUUAAAAUAGUUUUUCUUUUAGAU